AUGGCGACCAACAUCACAUGGCACCCUUCCCUCUCGCGGCGCGAGCGCAAUGAGUUCCGCAAGCAGCGCGGCAUGACCAUCUGGUUCACCGGCCUGAGCGCCUCGGGCAAGUCGACCGUCGCCACGGCCCUCGAGCAGCACCUCCUGCACCUGGGCCUGUCGACGUACCGCCUGGACGGCGACAACGUGCGCUUCGGCCUCAACAAGGACCUGGGCUUCAGCGAAAAGGACCGCAACGAGAACAUUCGCCGCAUCGCCGAGGUGGCCAAGCUGUUUGCCGACGCCAGCACCAUUGCCCUGACCUCGUUCAUCUCCCCCUACAAGGCCGACCGCCAGGUCGCCCGCGAGCUGCACGCCGCCCCCGGCCCCGCCGGCGCCGACGACGAGCCCCUCCCCUUUAUCGAGGUCUACGUCGACGUCCCCGUCUCCGUCGCCGAGCAGCGCGACCCCAAGGGUCUCUACAAGAAGGCCCGCGCUGGUGAGAUCAAGGAGUUCACCGGCAUCAGCGCCCCCUACGAGGCCCCCGAGGCCCCCGAGAUUGUCAUCAAGACCCACGAGAAGAGCGUCGAGGAGUGCGUGCAGCAGAUUGUUGAGUGGUUGAACGAGAAGGGCUACAUCAAGACCCAGUAA
This is a messenger RNA of Pestalotiopsis fici W106-1, 630 nucleotides long. Its product is annotated as Adenylyl-sulfate kinase. Lineage: Eukaryota; Fungi; Ascomycota; Sordariomycetes; Amphisphaeriales; Sporocadaceae. The coding region runs from base 1 to 630 and encodes 209 amino acids. The transcript is spliced from 2 exons. Gene Ontology annotation, molecular function: adenylylsulfate kinase activity; ATP binding. The record is from RefSeq and is a predicted model, not a curated record. Gene Ontology annotation, biological process: sulfate assimilation.